Messenger RNA from Tetranychus urticae (two-spotted spider mite), 887 nucleotides. RefSeq lists its product as uncharacterized. The record is from RefSeq and is a predicted model, not a curated record. Lineage: Eukaryota; Metazoa; Arthropoda; Arachnida; Trombidiformes; Tetranychidae.
AAUUACUAAUAAAUCAUUUUGUCAAUCAGUUAAAAUCCAAGUCAAAAGUAAAAUUCAAAUCAUUCCUUGUUUCGUAAAGCAACCUGAUAAAUUAAAAAUGACUUCAAUCAAGCCAACUUAUUUAAUCUUUCAAAUUGGGAUUCUCUUCAUCUUGAGUCUCAUGGUUGAUUACUGUUCAGCUCAAAUGUAUGGAGGUGGAGGUGAUGGAAACUAUGGUGGCUUUGGAGGCAAUGGCGGCUAUGGAGGUCUUGGAGGCUAUGGAGGCCUUGGAGGCUUCGGAGGUAAUGGAGGUUAUGGCAAUCAAGCUGGUUACGGUGGUUAUGGUGUCUAUGGAUCAGGCUAUGGGUUUAAUCGGUACGGAAUGAAUCCUUAUGGUCGAGCAUCAUAUAACAACUACCGAGGAAUGCGAAGAUUUGGAAGUUACGGAACUUAUGGCUAAACCUUUCGUUUACCACGAAUCAUUUCAAUUGCUUACCCAUAGUCGUGUUUCAACUUAGCACUCCACUCAAAUUGCCAAUUUACCCUCUUAAUCAAAUAGAAAAUUACAGUUAAUCAAGAAAUGUAUUUCAUGUUAUAUUUUGUUAAAUGAACCUCUAUAUCCUUUGAAAUCAUACAUAUUGUGAUCUUUAUUUCAUUGCAUUAUUUAUUGCUCUUACACUGAGUGAAUGUUGACUUUCUCAUUUUUGGUGUAAAAAUGUUUAAUUUGUUAUUCAAAGAGACAUUGACAAUCAAAUGGUUGAAAACUGUUAUUUAAUGACCAUCAAAAAUUUGACUUCAUUGUUUACCUUGCAAACAUGGAAAUGCCAUUUGUAUUUGCAUAGCUGGCAACUAAUUGUUUUACUUGAUUGUUCAGCAUUUAACAAUAAAAAAUGAUUAACAACUGUCAA